GCGGGCCUCGGCCGGGGCUGGGCCUCGUAUCGUUCGUUCCCUGUUGGGCCGGAGAGGGAGGGGGAAGGGAGGAAAAGCUGUUUAUUCGCUGUGUAUAAGCCUGCAUCCUGUCGCACCAUGUCUACUGCCUCAUCAGAUGGCCUCGGUGACUAUGAAAAGCAGCAGAAGGAACUGAGCAGGAGUUAUGAUAGCUCUGUUCUUGACUAUUCAGAAGACACUUGGGAUCCCUCCAGUGAGGAAGAAGUCACCAGCUGCCAGUGUGAGAGCAACUCAUCUGAGCUGCAUUGUCCCAUAGAAGAUACAGAAUGUCGUGCUGUGUUGGAUCCAUGGGAAAGCACAUUGUGGUUGGCAGGCCAAAGUCACGCAGAAGAGCUGUCUGAAGUAGUUGAUUCUGCAGCUGCAGAAAGAGAUUUUGUUGGAAAAUGUAUUGGUGUCCUAAAAAAUAAGGAAGCAGGCAUUAAACAAGAAAGAUUGGUCCUCGAUACUCAUGCUGAAAUGACCGAGUUAUCAGGGGAAGAACUGGAUGCUCUCCAGUCUUUUUGCAUCAUUAAGAUAAGAAGGGUGCAGCAGGAACUGAUCUCUAAGCAGGCAAGUGGUGGCAAGUCAAGAAAGCAGCAGCAUGGAUUCACAUCGAGGGCAUCAGAGGCAAGUGACCUGAAUUGCAUUGUUCCCAAUCGGCUCAUGAACAGAAUCCGUCUGAAAAACCUCCAGGAGACCUUUAAGCAGGUGACAGAAACUCAAGUGCACAAAUCUUCACUAUGCCCUGACUGUAAGAAGAAGAAGGCAGAGCUAGCCAAAAUUGCCUUUCUCAGACAGAAGAAGGUACUAAUGGAAAGAGCUCUACUCCAGGAAAAGCUGGAAGAACAAAUUUACUCCAGGGAUGUGCUCACGCUUAUAGGAGAAUCACUCCGAAGUUUUCCUAAACUUUCAGAGGAUCCCAGGAACUUAUGGCAAAAGCUGAAAGGCAAAGCUGAAGGAAUGACCACAUUCCGUGAACAUCUGAAAUCUUCAGCUUCAUUGAAAGAAUGAGGGCCAGAAAUUUUAAGUGAGGAGAAAGACAACGGCUGCCUUGCUGCACAGACUGCCUGGAAGCCCAGCCCAGAGGCCCUGCUAGGUGGGCUCUUCUGCAGAGCUGCUCCCUGGGAUGGGGCUGCAGGAAAAUGGAGUUCUGGUCAGCUGCUCGCUGUAAACCCCACUUCUCCAUCUUCUAAUCUCACUUCUACCCUCACAUCCACAUAUUAGGACACAGAGUGGGAUUAGCAUUGUGGAUUAUUUUACAGAGGAGGAGCUUGUUAAAUGCCUGGGACAGUCUCUUGUGGUAGCUGCUGUGCAUUGUUUUUGUGGUCGUGCUGAUUGUUCUAGCCUGGCAGGAGCUUGGAUUUAAGAGGAUGCAAAGAGUGCUCACUCAAGCUGCUUAAAUUCUCUCAGGCUUCUGGAGAGCCUGUAUUCUGAAGACACUUCCUUCAUUUCUUUUGAAGACUGAACUAGCUGUACCUGCUAGAUGCUGCUGCCCACGAUAAUCUGUGCCACCCUCCCAGCACAUUCUCUCUCAUACUCCAGGGGCAGUCUGCAGUGUUAUCCUGUGCAUCCAUCUCUGUUCUCUCUUCCCUUGCCAAGAGAUCUGUAUGUCUUCUUUUUUUGCACUUAACUCUCAUUCCCACUAAAUCAGUGCCCCUGAUAAGCCAAACCACAGGCAUCUGUGUAUCUUGCACUGUACCCUGCUGGUUCCCUUUUUUCCUGCCAGGAAUGAUAUAGUUCUUCACAAAGAUGCCUGGAGGCAGAAGGACAAACAGAAAAACAUCAGUUUGAGUGCAUGGUAUCUUAUCUCUUAGUAUGGACUAAUGGUCAUCAGUUAAUUGUUCUGUUCCUGAGUUUUCCUCAAGCUUUUUGCUUAGGCUCUGUUUUUCAAUUGAAUUGUUUGGAACAAUUUGCCAAACAUGUAAUGCUGUCAACUGUGUGUGUCUCUCUUUUUUUGCUCUUUUCUUCUGAGGCCAAGUUAUAUGUGCUAGUACUGUACAGACUACAAGUUAACUCGCCCGUGAAGAUAAAUGUGCCGGUCUCCUACAAAUGGCAGCAAACAUGGUCUCCUUCAGAGAGCAUUCAGAGGGAGAAGACAAAUUUUAGUGACUAAAUUGACCUUAGAGGAAUCUUAUCUCUCUCUAUGGGCAAGGAAGGUUGGGGAACUGUGUUUUCUAGAGCAGUGCUGAAGCCCUGUGACAGCUUAAGCCCAAGCUUUCAUCUGCAGUGCUUCUUAUCUUCAUAAGCACAUCACUAGGCCUCAUUAUUAACACAGUUAAAUGUGCUCUUGGAAAGCUUGAUUUAAUUUCUAACUUUACUACCAAGAUUCUAAUGUGAAGUUGCUGAAAACGAAACCUUUGUGAAGUGUUCAUUAACUGAAUGUUCCUCAUUUUCUGGAUACUCAAUUUGAGAUGAUAUCUGAUUUGCAGCAGCUCUGUAUACUUAGAGCUGCAGCUGAAAGUGAGUUUUCAGCAUUUAAAGCACCAUAUAAUGCUAAGUGUGCUACAAAAAGAAUGCUCUCGUUUUCUAAAUUGGAUAUCCCAAAUUAAUGAAUACUUUUAUAACACAGAAACUUUCUAAUCAUUUCUUCAACAGUCUAUCCAGACAAAAUGGAAAUGUUGGGACAAUAAAUUUGCCAAAAAUGUAUUCCUAAUGUGCACCUUAGAAAAGCUAUGAAUAAAUUAAUCAUAUGCUCUCCAAGUAGAGCUCGAGUUUGGUGAAGCAAAGUGGGUUAAACUAAGCAGAGAUGAAAUGAUCUUGUUCUGUAAUAAGCAUUCAAUCAAGGAGCUGUUCAACUGUUUCUGAGUAACCCCCCGUGGAGGCAAGCCAUCAGAAAUGGGCUGCACGCUAAACAGCAAGAAGAAAACAUAUUUUGAAUAGCUGCUCAUUAACUGAGAAUCAUACAUCCUCUACACUGGUUGAGGCGAGGGUCCUGAGAAACAAAUUGUAUUUGAUCAUGUAAGUGAAGGCGGCAGCACACUGUGUGACACGAAAGAUUCAAAUUAAGGUUGAAUAGGCAAUUUGAAUUCUGGCAUUUCUUAAUUUUUGACUUAGCAUUCUCAAUAACGUUCUUUUAACUUGGAAUGUUGUGUGUAAUGUAUAUAUAAAUGUUGUUUUUAAAUAAAACUGGUUUGUCUCCAA
Molecule: messenger RNA, 3159 nt
Organism: Coturnix japonica (Japanese quail)
Lineage: Eukaryota; Metazoa; Chordata; Aves; Galliformes; Phasianidae
Gene: C4H8orf48
Product: chromosome 4 C8orf48 homolog
Source: RefSeq, a predicted model, not a curated record